Xiphias gladius (swordfish) is the source of this 2220-nucleotide messenger RNA. RefSeq lists its product as uncharacterized. NCBI's taxonomy places the organism in Eukaryota, Metazoa, Chordata, Actinopteri, Istiophoriformes, Xiphiidae. The record is from RefSeq and is a predicted model, not a curated record. The coding region runs from base 75 to 1811 and encodes 578 amino acids. Gene Ontology annotation, molecular function: protein binding. The transcript is spliced from 13 exons.
CGUAGUCUCAUUAAGAGCUAGGGCCACGCUCCGACGGCUCGGUCUGCAGCGGGCGCCCGCCACCCUGACACAACAUGGGGAAGUUGAAUUUUUAUGUCCUUUGGUCCCUGCGCGACGCCCCCCGCCAGUUCAUCAGCAAAUCCAACCGAAGGUGCUUUCAAGUCCACAUCCCGCUGCCUCUGCCCAAGCAGCUGGUCAUCUUUGGUCUGGGAGAGUGGAACGGCAGUGACACGAUACUCUCAGCCGAGGUUCUGGUCAGUGCAGAGGUACAGGCCCAGAAAAUUGGGAUUCUGUCAGCCCAUGCAAGGUGCCUGACUUGGGAGGGUGACUGGAGCUUGGACAUCGUCACAGUGGCAGCAGAGAGGGGCAGGAGAGGAGUUUAUGGCAAGAUUGUGCUCACAGUGUGUGGAGGGGAUGAAACCAGUGUCCUUAGCAGUACUCCUCGGGUUCAAAUGAAGUGUUUGUAUCUAGAACAGAACAAUUCAACUGAUCUCUGCAGCGUAUUACACCAGAGUGCUGAAAAUGAAACGAUAACUCCCAAUUCCUCACAGUUGGGCGACAGUGUUUGUUUUGCUGAGAUCCAAGUGAAUAAAAUUGACACCAGUGAUUCCACUGUGGGAUAUAAACCCCCAGUUUGGCCAACGGACAAGACACCCAGGUGGACUGUUAUCGGUAAGAGAGACCACCUGACAUGGAGCUCUGAGGACAUGGACAGUCUCGCCGAGGACAUAGACCAGGCUUCAACCCCUAAGAAAAAGAGGCUGUCCAGGAUGAACAGCCAAGAAGAGAUGGCGGUGCAGAUCAAGAAUGAGAACAGAGAAGUUUCAGUGUGUCCAUCGACGCGCUGGAGCCAUACGAUGUGUCUGAGUGACCCUCACACCGCCGUCCUCAUCGGGGGGGAGAUGGCAGAACAAAACUACUGCAAGGACUCCCUGUGGAAGCUUGAGUUAGACAGUGACUUCUGGUUCCCCAUGAACUCCUCUGCUUCUGGACCUGUACCACCAUGUGCCCGAGGACACUCUGCAACCUAUGACCCGGACUCCAAGUCAGUCUUUGUUUACGGUGGCCUGAGGGAAGGUCAGCACUACAGCGAGCUCUACGUCCUUAAUACUCUGACCUGGAAGUGGAAGCUUGUCACUGCAAAAGGGAAUGUGCCAACUUUGGCCUAUCACUCUGCAGCGUUUUAUAAGAGAGAGCUCUUUGUCUUCGGCGGAGUCCUGCCGGGCCAUUCUUCUGGGGAUAAAUCCUGCAGUAAUGCUUUGUACAUCUUCAACCCAGAGUUUGAACUCUGGUACCAGCCCAUUGUGGAGGGGGACAGACCUCUGCCUCGGUUUGGGCACUCGGCCACACUUCUCUCACAGAGGUUGAUAAUAUUUGGUGGCCGGAAGACUGCAACCUACCUUAAUGAUCUCCACGUUCUAGAUCUGGGAUUCAUGGAGUACACAGCUGUGAAGAGUGGGAACAUGCCACCACUGCCUCGAGGAUUUCAUGCGGCGCUCCCAGUUUCAGACAACAGGAUUUUAGUCAGUGGGGGCUGCAGUGCAAUCGGAGCCCUACAAGACGUACAUAUCUUCAGCACUGAUACCAACAUGUGGAGUUCAGUGGCGUCUCCUGCGCUUUGCUCCAAGCCUCGCGCUGGACACAGCAUGAUAAGUUUGGGCUGCUCCAUCCUAACGGACACCGAGAAGCAUGAAAAGGGUGAAAACGUCAAAGUCCACUUCACGUUGCUGGUGUUCGGCGGGUCGGACUGCUCUGGUACUUUCUACAACGACACAGUCAAGUGCAAGGUGGAGGUUCCUGGUGACAAGUGAUGGAUUCAUCAGGGAAGAAAUCCAAGCAGGAAAAUUGUUUUUCUACUCUUUAAACAGUAGAGUAUGAUCUCCAUGUGUAUUUGUCAAGUUUUUUUUCUACUUGGCUGUCUUUCUUUACGUCAUAGAAUUAUAAUGAUGUAUAUUCGACAGCUUAUACUUUACUGUAGCCUUCUUUUUUUUUAUGACGGUCUCUUCAGUAACCAUCCAUACUUCCAUGAUACAGCCAAUAUGCUGCAAGUGGUGGGCACUCUGCAUAACGAAUCUCUGAUCUGCAUGUAUUUACACAUUGCUUAAUGUCAUUUACUUUUUCCCCACAUACCUGUGCCUAUUUGACAGUAAAGUAUUGGACUGGGCAAAAUGAAUAAAAUUAAAAUGUAUAUCUGAAUGCUAAUAAAUAUUUUUAAACUCA